This is a messenger RNA of Gorilla gorilla gorilla (western lowland gorilla), 4021 nucleotides long. RefSeq lists its product as uncharacterized. Lineage: Eukaryota; Metazoa; Chordata; Mammalia; Primates; Hominidae. The coding region runs from base 1 to 831 and encodes 276 amino acids. The record is from RefSeq and is a predicted model, not a curated record. The transcript has 2 exons.
AUGCUGCGAACGUUGCCUUUUGUGCAUCCUCUCCAAGCCCUGAACUUACUCCAGUCGGCCUCUCCAGGCCCAGCUCUUCCUCUCGGCGGCCUCUGCAGGCCCAGACUGUCGUCAAGUCGGCCUGUCCAGGGCCAGCUCCUGCCUCCCGGCGGCCUCUACAGGCCCAAGUCGUACUCAAGUCGGCCUCCCCAGGCCCAGCUCCGGCCUCUCGGUGGCUUCUCAGGGUGCAAAAGUUCCUUGAGUCAGCCUCUCCAGGCCCAGCUCCUCCUGCCUCCCAGUGGCCUUUCGGCCCAGCCCAGCUCAUGCCUCUGGUGGCCUUCCCAGGCCCCGCUUUGGACUUUCAGUGGCCUCUGCAGGCCUCGACAAGGCCCGGCCUCCUGCCUCCCGAAGACCUGCACAGGCCCAGCCUCUGCCUCACAGCGGACUCUCCACACCCAGCUAGCUCUCGCCUCACUGCAGCCUCCCGAGUCCAAAGCUCCUGCCUCUCGGCCGCUUCGGCAGGCCCAGCUCCCGCCUGCCAGUGGCCUCUUCAGGCCCAUGGGGUUCAUUCCUCACAACAGCCUUUCCAGGCCCAGUUUUUCCCUUCCAGCGGCCUCUCCAAGCUCAGAACCUCCUCAAGUCGGCCUCUCCAGACCCACUUGCACCCUCCGGGCAUCCUCUCCGGGCCAAGCUCCUCUUCCUGGCUGCGUCUCCAGGCCCGACUCCUGCCUGUCAACAACCUCUUUGGACUCAGUGCCUACCCAUCUCCUGGCGUCCUUGGUCGGCCCACAGCUUCCUCAAGCCAAGCUCCCCAGGCCCAGGUCAGGCCUCACGGUGCCCCCUCCACGAUGAGCUCCUGCCCUCUGAUGGCACCUGCAGGCCCCAAAUGGUCUCCGGUCGGUGGGCUCCUCCACGCCAAGCUUGGGCCUCCCGGCGACCUCUGCAGGCCCAAGUUGUCCUGAAGUGGGCAUCUCCCAGCCAUGCCUCCCAGCAAGUAAGCAAGCUCUUUUGGCUCAACUCCUGCCCAGCUCCCAACCGCCUUUGUAGGCCCUGAACUUUCUCCAGCCAAGUUUUUCGGGCCUAAUUCCUGCCGCCCGGUGGCCUGUACGGCCCAGCAAUGGUUGGAGAACGGCCUCUGCAGGCCCCGCCCUUGCCUCCCAGGGGCCUCUCCAGGCCCAGCUCUUGCCCCCACGGUGGCCUCCCGGGGCCAAGUCCCUGCCUGCCUCCCAGCAGCCCGCGUGCAGCCCAGCUCCUCCCUCACGGUGGCCUGUUGAUGCCCAUGCCUCUGGUACCCUGCCCAGAGGCAUGAGCCCCUGCCACACACUGGCUCCUCCCACGCUGAGAGAGGUCAGCGUGAGCCCUUGCCUCACACCGGCCCCUCCCACGCUGAGAGAGGUCAGUGUGAGCCCUUGUCUCACACCGGCCCCUCCCACGCUGAGAGAGGUUAGCGUGAGCCCCUUGCCUCACACCGGCCCCUCCCAGGCUGAGAGAGGUCAGCGUGAGCCCUUGCCUCACACCGGCCUCUCCCAUGCUGAGAGAGGUCAGUGUGAGCCCUUGUCUCACACCGGCCCCUCCCACGCUGAGAGAGGUCGGCGUGAGCCCUUGACUCACACCAGCCCCUCCCACGCUGAGAGAGGUCAGCCUGAGCCCCUAGCCUCACACCGGCCCCUCCCACGCUGAGAGAGGUCAACGUGAGCCCCUUGUCUCACACCGGCCCCUCCCACGCUGAGAGAGGUCAGCCUGAGCCCCUAGCCUCACACCGGCCCCUCCCACGCUGAGAGAGGUCAACGUGAGCCCCUUGUCUCACACCGGCCCCUCCCACGCUGAGAGAGGUCAACGUGAGCCCCUUGCCUCACACCGGCCCCUCCCACGCUGAGAGAGGUCAACGUGAGCCCUUGCCUCACAUCGGCCCCUCCCACGCUGAGAGAGGUCAGCGUGAGCCCCUAGCCUCACACCGGCCCCUCCCACGCUGAGAGAGGUCAGCGUGAGCCCUUGCUUCACACCCGCCCCUCCCUCGCUGAGAGAGGUCAACGUGAGCCCUUGCCUCACACCGGCCCCUCCCAGGCUGAGAGAGGUCAGCCUGAGCCCCUUGCCUCACACCGGCCCCUCCCAGGCUGAGAGAGGUCAACAUGAGCCCUUGCCUCACACCGGCCCCUCCCAGGCUGAGAGAGGUCAGCCUGAGCCCCUUGCCUCACACCGGCCCCUCCCAGGCUGAGAGAGGUCAGCCUGAGCCCCUUGCCUCACACCGGCCCCUCCCAGGCUGAGAGAGGUCAACGUGAGCCCUUGCCUCACGCCGGCCCCUCCCAGGCUGAGAGCGGUCAGCCUGAGCCCCUUGCUUCACACCGGCCCCUCCCACGCUGAGAGAGGUCAACGUGAGCCCUUGCCUCACACCGGCCCCUCCCAGGCUGAGAGAGGUCAGCGUGAGCCCUUGCCACACAUUGGCUCCUCCCACGCUGAGAGAGGUCAGCCUGAGCCCCUUGCCUCACACCGGCCCCUCCCAGGCUGAAAGAGGUCAGCGUGAGCCCUUGCCUCACACCGGCCCCUCCCAGGCUGAGAGAGGUCAACGUGAGCCCCUUGCUUCACACCGGCCCCUCCCAGGCUGAGAGAGGUCAACGUGAGCCCUUGCCUCACACCGGCCCCUCCCAGGCUGAGAGAGGUCAGCGUGAGCCCUUGCCUCACACCGGCCCCUCCCACGCUGAGAGAGGUCAGCCUGAGCCCCUUGCCUCACACCGGCCCCUCCCAGGCUGAGAGAGGUCAAUGUGAGCCCUUGCUUCACACCGGCCCCUCCCACGCUGAGAGAGGUCAGCGUGAGCCCCUGCCUCAACAGGCCACCGUGAGGGAGGAGCAGGGUCGCACGCGGGCUGCUGGGAGGCAGGCAGGGACUUGGGCCUGGGGGGUCGCCGUGGGGCGAGAGCUGGGCCUGGAGACACCCCUGGGAGGCAACAGCGGGGCCUGCAGACGCUCGCCUCCAGCCGGAGCUGGGACUGUUCAGGUACUGGGAGGCGGGAUGUGGCUCUGAAGAGCUUGGUUGCAGAAACCUCGGGGUCUACAAACGCAGGCGGGAGCUGAGCCAAAAAAGCUUGUUUGCUGGGAGGCGGGAGAUGCAGCCAGGAGAAACAGCUGUGCCUGCAGAGGCCGCCAUGUGGGAGGCGGAGGCCGGGCCUCCUCAAAUCGGCCGGGCCUCCUCAAAUCGGCCUCUCCAGACCCACUUGCAGCCUCCCGGCGUCCUCUCCGGGCCCAGCUCUUCCUCCCGGCUGCGUCUCCAGGCCGGACUCUGGCCUCCCAACAAUGUCUUUGGACUCAGCUCCUGCCCAGCUCCCAGCGGCCCUGGUAGGCCCACCACUUCCCGAAGCCAAGCUCCCCAGGCCCAGCUCAGGCCUCACGGUGGCCUCUCCAGGCUCAGCUCCUGCCCUCCAAUGGCAUCUGCAGGCCCCAAACGGCCUCCGGUCGGUGGGCUCCUCUAGGCCCAGCUGGGGCCUCCCGGCGGCCUCUGCAGGCCCAAGUCGUCCUCAAGUCGGCCUGGAAUUGGGCCUGGAAGAGCAGCAAGUCGGCCUCCCCGGGCCCAGCUCCUCCUGCCUCCCAGUGGCGUCUUUUGGCCCAGCCCAGCUCAUGGCUCUCGGCGGCCUUCCCAGGCCCCGCUUUUGACUUUUGGCGGCCUCUUCAGGCCCAGAACUUGACCUCCAGUCGGCCUUUGCAGGCCCGGCCUACUGCCUCUCAAAGGCCUGCACGGGCCCGGACUCACAGCGGACUCACAGCGGACUCUCCGUGCCCAGCUAGCUCUCGCCUCACUGCGGCCUCCCGAGUCCAAAGCUCCUGCCUCUCGGCCGCUUCGGCAGGCCCAGCUCCCGCCUGCCAGUGGCCUCUUUAGGCCCAGCUCAUUCCUCACAACGGCCUUCCCAGGCCCCGUUUUUCCCUUCCGGCAGCCUCUUGGCCUCUAAUUUGUUUAUCUUUUGUGUAUAAAUCCCAAAAUAUUGAAUUUUGGAAUAUUUCCACCAUUAUGUAAAUAUUUUGGUAGGUAAUUUAUUUGGAGUGAGUUUCUGCA